GGAAAUAAACAGUCACUCCCACUCACCAAGUUAGAUUUCUGUUCCAGUCACUCCCACGGUUUAAAAAGAAACAAGCUGUUUUAGUUAGCACUGAGACAUUUCAUUUUUACCAGCAGAGACCAGGAAACUUAAACACCAAGCAGUUUUAAAGAAAACUCUUCGAACAGACAAGGAUAUGGAGGAUGCAGACUCUUCUCAUCAGGAGUAUAUUAUCCGAAGGGAAGUUCUGGAUGAAUCCCGUUUGGAUGUGGUUGCACAAAAAGGGAAUUGGACCCACAAACCAACUGUGGGUGAACGGGUGAAGGAAAUGCUAAGGUGUUCUGUGCCACGGCUGAAGGACAUAGUCCUGACCUGGAUACCCGUUCUAGCCUGGCUGCCUAAAUACCCGUUUCGAGAAAAUAUCAUUGGUGACCUGAUCUCUGGCUGUAGUGUGGGAAUCAUGCAUCUGCCCCAGGGCAUGGCGUAUGCUCUUCUGGCCUCCUUACGCCCUGUGUUGGGACUUUAUUCCUCCCUCUACCCGGUGCUGGUCUACUUUAUCUUUGGCACCUCCAGGCACAUUUCUGUAGGGACAUUUGCUGUGAUCAGCAUCAUGGUUGGAAGUGUGACAGAGAAGCUUGCACCAGACAGUAGUUUUUAUGUAAAUGGUACCAAUGGUACAGAGGGUUUGGACAUCACUGCAAGAGACUCGUACAGAACGCAGGUGGCCUGUUCCCUCACAGUCCUGGCAGGAAUCUUUCAGAUUCUGCUGGGGGUGGUCAGGUUUGGUUUCGUGGUGACCUAUCUCUCUGAGCCGCUUGUUCGAGGCUACACCACGGCAUCAGCAUGCCACGUGUGUGUCUCUCAGCUGAAAUACUUGUUUGGAGUCACACCAGAUCGCUUCACUGGCCCUCUCUCCCUUAUUUAUACUAUAGUGGACAUUUGCAAACUCCUGCCUCAGACAAGAGUCCCAGAGCUGGUGGUCAGUCUAGUGUCUCUUACAAUUCUAAUCAUCGUUAAAGAAAUCAAUGGUUGCUACAGACGGAAGCUGCCAUUACCAAUCCCUAUUGAGCUCAUAGUUGUUGUUGGAGCAACAAUCAUAACCUACUUUUGUGGACUCCGCAGUGAAUAUUUAGUUGAUGUUGUUGGGGAGAUUCCCAGUGGGCUCAAGGUCCCCCGAGCUCCUGAUACAACUCUGUUCUCAAAGAUUAUAGGUGAUGCUUUUGCUGUGGCAAUAGUAGGCUACGCCAUCAGCAUUUCUCUGGGAAAAACAUUCGGCCUCAAACAUGGCUACAAGGUGGACAGCAACCAGGAGCUUGUUGCUAUUGGUCUCUGUAACGCCAUUGGUGGGUUUUUCCGUUGUUACGCUGUGACUUCCUCGUUGUCUCGGAGUCUUGUACAGGAGAGCACCGGGGGGAAAACACAAGUUGCUGGGGUGGUCUCCUCUGUCAUUGUGCUCAUCACAGUCUUGAAAAUAGGCUCCCUGUUUGAAGACCUUCCCAAGGCUGUCUUAUCUACAAUCGUUUUUGUGAAUCUGAAAGGAAUGUUCAAGCAGUUUAUGGACGUGCCCUUGCUGUGGAGGACUAACAAGGUUGACUUGCUUGUGUGGCUGGUCACAUUUGUUAGCACCAUCCUGCUCAACCUGGACAUGGGUCUGGCUGUCUCCAUUGGCUUUUCCAUACUCACAGUCAUCUUCAAAACACAACUACCUAGGUACUCAAUUUUGGGCAAUGUACCGGGCACAGACCUUUAUCUGGACAUAGAGGCUUACAAAGAGGCUAAAGAGAUCCCAGGAAUCAAAAUCUUCCGCUCCUCUGCCACUAUCAACUUCACAAACUCCGAAAUGUACUUGGAGUCACUUCAAGAGAAGAGCGGAAUUGACAUUGGAAAGCUGCACACCGAGAAGAAGAAACAGGAGGCCAAACAGAGGCGUCAACAACAGAGAGAGAAGAAAAAGGAAAAAGAUGAAGCAAAGAAAAAUAAGCUGAAUAACAGGAAGAAUAGUCAGAAUGGCAUGGUUUUGAGCGUGACAGGCACGGAUCCAAACUUGUCUGGGAAGGGCCAUGUUAACUGGGCUUAUCAUGCAGACAGGAUAACAUCAGACUCUGAUUCAGACACAUAUGAGGAUAUUACUGCGGUAUCACAAUCAGUGGAAGAGUGGAAAAACAGCAACUGCAGAUCUGGCACCCACAGCAUCAUUUUGGAUGUUUCAAUGACCAGCUCUGUGGACACGGUCACAGUAAAUACACUGAAAAACAUUUUCAGGGAUUUUGGAGACGUUGGCGUGGCAAUCUAUCUAGCUGGCUGUCAAGGCUGUGUGGUGGAGCAGAUGGAGAGGGCAAACUUCUUCUCAGAGUCCAUCCCAAAGAACUUGCUGUUUGUCUCGGUUCAUGAUGCAGUUCUUCAUAUUCUCGAGAAACAGGGAAAGGUGGAGAUCGCGCUUGACCUUCCAUAUGAUACCCAGAUGUGACCAGCAGGGGUCGUGAGUUUUCAAAUCCAGAUAUCUUCAGCUCGCCCUCUUUCUCUCCAUGUUUCAUCGCUCUGCAUUGGUUGCCAUGAUCUCCUCCCCCCUCAUUCAGCGGGGGAGAAAUGCGCCACCUUGACAUGGCGGCCGGUUGCCAGGGAAACACAGGGAUCUGUUGCCGUGGCGACCAGCUUUUUAUGAUAUGGUAUAAUGAGACGGCUAGCAAUACGUCAUUGCGGCUCUCUGUGUGGUGCUGCGUGUGAGAGAUGGCGGAAGGUGGGGGAUGAGUGGGAGAAUGUAACCCGGGACUAAUGAGACUCUGUUUUUAUGGCCUUCAUGAGAAGGAGCAAAGAGCGGGAGAGAAGCUGGGUGUAAAUGGAGGCUCAUGGUGCUGUGUGCCCAUCAGUUUACACUUUAGAAAAGAAAGCAUGAAAUCUACCAGUCAAUCACAGCAGCUAUGACUGAUGAAACCACGCUGAGCAGAUCUAAAGUCUAAACUUUAUAUUUCCCU
Messenger RNA from Cyprinodon tularosa, 2951 nucleotides. It is a transcript of the gene slc26a6l2, whose product is annotated as solute carrier family 26 member 6. NCBI's taxonomy places the organism in Eukaryota, Metazoa, Chordata, Actinopteri, Cyprinodontiformes, Cyprinodontidae. Bases 176 to 2446 code for a protein of 756 amino acids. The transcript is spliced from 19 exons. The record is from RefSeq and is a predicted model, not a curated record. Gene Ontology annotation, molecular function: secondary active sulfate transmembrane transporter activity; chloride transmembrane transporter activity; oxalate transmembrane transporter activity. Gene Ontology annotation, biological process: transmembrane transport. Gene Ontology annotation, cellular component: membrane.